AUGGCCCAAUCUGGCAUGGUGGGACGCAAACCACCCUGGGCCCCCCCAUCUCAAAUCAAAGCUUGGGGGAGAAUUUUGGAACAUUGGCUGGCUAGAACGGCGCCCGAUCGAUCAGCUGUAUUGGAGCUCAUGGAGCACGAAUUAAAUGGCUACGCUGCCAUUACCGAUUGCCCUGGUGGCCAACUCGUCCCUGAAUUAUUGGAACUGUACCCAACCGCCAAAGUCAUUUGUACAGUGCGCGACCCCAUUAAAUGGGAGAAGAGCCUAGAUCAGGUGAGAGGACUCACUUUGAUGUGGUGCAUCCAGGCCAUUCUUCUCCCUCUUCCUGGUAUGCGACACUUUAUCUCGUACUGCACGCUUUUACGCGAUCAAUGGGUGGAAAUCUAUGGUGAAGCCAUCCCGACACGCCAGACUUAUAUUCGCCAUAUUUCAUGGUUGAAAGAGGCCGUCCCCGAGGACCGAUUGAUGUUUUUUGACGUGCGCGAUGGCUGGGAGCCGCUCUGCGAAUUUCUCGGCAAGGAGGUUCCGAAAGAUUUGCCGUUCCCUCAUGUCAACGAUGGGGAUGCGAUAGGGGAAGUUGCGAAAUUUCAUGUACGACGGGGCCUCACUCGAUGGGCUAUUAUUUUGGGUGUUCUGGCUGUUGCGGUCGCAUACAUUGUCUAA
This is a messenger RNA of Penicillium waksmanii, 663 nucleotides long. RefSeq names its product sulfotransferase family protein. NCBI's taxonomy places the organism in Eukaryota, Fungi, Ascomycota, Eurotiomycetes, Eurotiales, Aspergillaceae. The transcript has a single exon. The coding region runs from base 1 to 663 and encodes 220 amino acids. The record is from RefSeq and is a predicted model, not a curated record.